GCCAACCAGUGGGGCUUGGCCCUGGGGGUGGAGCCCACUUAAGAUUCUCUCUCUGCCUCUCCCCCUCCACUUGCACAAGAAGCUCUCUUGCUCUAUCUCCCUCCCCCUCUAAAAAAAAAAAAUCCUAUUGAACAAGGAUAUGGGGAACUUACUGGAAGGAAGACUUAUCUUGGAGCAACAAACCUUUCACCUACUGCCUGGUAGAAAGAACCAAUUAAUUAAUUAAGGACCUGCCCAGAAGUUAGUCUCCCCUGACCUUUAGCCAAGAAUUUCCCUAACACAGCAAGAUAAUACAGGGGACAGAAGGGUCUAGGGACAAGUCAGAGGCCGGGAAGGAUAUCUAUCUCUCCCCAGAUUUGGAGGACAGCCGGGUCAGUGUGGUUGGCGAGCUGGUGGAAGGGCAGGUCUGCCUGAGCAGAGCGGGGCAGGGCAGGGAGACGCUGAGGGGCCAGGGCAGUCACCUGGUUUUGGGGACCAAACACGUGGCUCAGGUGGUCGGGAGGCCAGAGUGCAAACCAGAGCCACAUCGUCUGCUGGUGUGGGCAGAGUGGGUAGGAAGGCUUUUCUUCUCUGAAUCUUUUAAGCACAACAUAAAAGUUACCGUCUUAACCAUUUUGUGUUUGGUUUGGUACAGGGAAGCAUAUUCACGCUGUUGUACAGCAGCUCUCCGGAACAUUUCCAGCUUCAAAACUGAAACUCUGUCCCCACCGAAUACCCUCCUCCGAAGGGGCCUUCUGGGCCCCAACUCUUCCUAGCCCCUGGCAGCUAGUCCUGGGCAUGGGACAGCUUCAGAUACCUAGUUUAAGGAGAGUCCCCCAGCCUUUGUUCUUCUGUGACUGGCUUAUUUCCCUUAGCAUCAUGUCCUCAGGGUUCAUCCAUGGUGUAGCACGUGACAGGAUUCCCUCCCUUUUUAAGGCUACAGAACAUUCCAUCACAUGGAUCUUGGUUCCGUUACAUCAUAUCUUCGUUAUACAUUCACCUGGUGAUGGACACUUGGGUUGCCUGCCCCUUAUGGAUCCUGUGAACAGUGCUACUAUGAACAUGAGGGUACAAAUAUCUCUUCCAGACCUUGCUUUGAAUUUUUUUGGAUAGACGCCUAGAAGAUGCGAUGGAGGGAUUGGAGGAAGGCUUUUGAACCCAGCCUAGCUACUGAAACCUCUUAACUCCCUAACAGAAGCUACACCUGCGGCAUUGGGAAGCCAGACCCAGGCCCCUGGCUCAGGUUCCCUCAGCGCCCACAUGGAGCCUGCCCAAAGAGGACUUUCGAAGACUGAACACAUGAGGCAAAGGUAGGAGUGACGGUUCUCCCACAAGACUAUGUGAGCAAAGGGUUGGGAUGGACAUGGCAAACGCUCCUCCCCCAAAAGGGGAUGUGCCCCAAAUGCCCCUCCAACCUUGGGGUGACAGCUAGGAUUCUGCUGUGCUGGACAGAUCUGCCUUCUCGAGGCCCCAUGCCCCUGGGUUUGCUUGGCCACACCCUGCCACUUCCCUCCUGGCAGCGGGACUUCACAUCACCUGCGGGGCUGGGCCAGGGUGGCCACCUGGGGCAAUGGGAGGGACAUGGAGCCUUUUACAGCCAGGGACAAAGUCCUGCCCAGACUAAAGCCCAGGUGGCUUGUACUGCAGCUUGAACCCAAGUUCUGGCCCUCCUCGGGUUCCAGCCUGCCCAGAGUCCUAGCUAAGCCGCCCUCCCGCCACCCCACAGGCAUGCAGGGGGUCUGGGUGCUGCUGCUGCUGCUGCUGCUGGGCCUGAGGCCACGGCUGGCCCUUGGCGCCUUCCCAGUGGAGGAGGAGGACCCAGCCUUCUGGAACCGCCAGGCGGCGCAGGCCUUGGACACUGCGAAGAAGCUGCAGCCCAUCCAGACAGCUGCUAAGAACCUCAUUCUCUUCUUGGGGGAUGGGAUGGGAGUGCCCACAGUGACAGCCACUCGGAUCCUAAAGGGGCAAAUAAAUGGCAAACUGGGACCUGAGACACCCCUGGCCAUGGACCACUUUCCGUACCUGGCUCUAUCGAAGACGUACAACGUGGACAGACAGGUGCCAGACAGUGCAGGCACAGCCACAGCCUACCUGUGCGGGGUCAAGGCCAACUACCAGACCAUUGGUGUGAGUGCAGCCGCCCGCUUGAACCAGUGCAAGACAACGAGGGGCAAUGAAGUCACUUCCGUGAUGAAGCGGGCCAAGAAAGCAGGGAAGUCAGUCGGGGUGGUGACCACCACGAGAGUGCAGCACGCCUCCCCAGCUGGCACAUACGCCCAUGUAGUGAACCGCAACUGGUACUCAGACAGCGACAUGCCCACCAAGGCGCUGGAGGAGGGAUGCCAGGACAUCGCCCAGCAGCUCAUCUCCAACGUGGACAUUGAUGUGAUCCUGGGUGGAGGCCGAAAGUACAUGUUCCCCAAGGGGACUCCAGACCCUGAGUAUCCAAGUGACACCAGACAGAAUGGAGUCAGGUUGGAUGGGCGGAACUUGGUGCAGGAGUGGCUGGCCAAGUACCAGGGUGCCCGGUAUGUGUGGAAUCGCUCGGCACUCAUGGAGGCAUCCCAGGACCCCUCUGUAACACACCUCAUGGGCCUCUUCGAGCCGGGAGACACAAAGUAUGAGAUCUACCGAAACACAACCCAGGACCCGUCCCUGAUGGAGAUGACAGAGGUGGCAGUGCGCCUGCUAAGCAGGAACCCCCGUGGCUUCUACCUCUUCGUGGAGGGAGGCCGCAUCGACCACGGUCAUCAUGACGGCACGGCUUAUCUGGCACUGACCGAGGCGGUCAUGUUUGAUUCCGCCAUCGACAAGGCCAGCCAGAUCACAAGCGAGCAGGACACCCUGACCCUUGUCACCGCUGACCACUCUCACGUCUUCUCUUUUGGUGGCUACACACUGCGGGGGAGCUCCAUUUUCGGGCUGGCCCCCAGCAUAGCCCUAGACAACAAGACCUACACCUCCAUCCUUUACGGCAACGGCCCCGGCGGCCUAUACGCGCUCACGGGGACCUCCCGGCCCGACGUCAAGGACAGCCAGAGCAGGGACCCCACUUACAAGCAGCAGGCCGUGGCGCCCCUUGCCUCCGAGACUCACGGCGGCGAAGACGUGGCGGUGUUCGCGCGCGGCCCGCAGGCGCACCUGGUGCACGGCGUUCAGGAGCAGAGCUUCGUGGCGCACGUCAUGGCCUUCGCCGCCUGCCUCGAGCCCUACACCGACUGCGGCCUGCCGCCCUCGGCCUCCCCCAACGACGCCGCGCCCCCCGGCCCGGCCGGUGCGCCUCUGUCGCUGCCGCUGCUGGCGGGGGCGCUGUUGCUGGGGCUGCUGGCAGGUUGCCCUGCCCGAGGACCAGGCGGGCACCAUGCCAGAGGUGUCCCCCUCAGGGCCACGACUCGACCGGACCCCGCAGCACACACGUUUCUAGGCCUCGGUCUUCACAGCACCUUGGGGACGAGGACUCGGGCAUGUCCGGGUGCCCGGAAAACUGUGGCUUCCUCUCACCCCGCAAAGGACCCUGCAAGGUGGCCGAGGAGACUGCUGGGGCCGGGUUGCAGUACCAUCCACCAUGGCCACUCCUGGGGCCCAGUACUAUUACACAGAGAGGAGACGCUGACACAGAAUGGAGAGACUUGUCCCAAGUCACUUAGCUGCUGAUGUUCAUGCCCCAGUGCCCAUUCCAGGCUGGGAGACCCAAGGAGCAGGCAGAGCAGGCAGUCCUGGAGCAACCCUUGUACCCUCUAGGAGACCAUCUAGGUGCUGGGCACAGGUCUGUGAGGAGAGGAGAUUCCCUCUCCUCCCCAUGCCUCUAUUCUACUGAGAGAGACAAAGCAAUAAUCAAAUAAACCAUUGUGCAGUGUAAUGCCAGUAGUGAUACAUUCUAGAAAGAAAAAUCAUUAGCAUGUGGGAGCACAGAAGGAUGUCUGUGACUGAGAGGAUGGGGUGGAUAAUUCAGAUCAGGAGGUCAGGGAGGGGCUGCCUGAGGUGCAGGCAGUGAAGUGAAGACAAGGAAGUGAGGGCUUGAGUCAUGCAGGAGGAACAGCCGUGCAAAGGCCCUGAGCAGCAAUGGGCAAGUGCUAGUCCAGGCCUAUAGCUGGAUCAGAGAGUUAGGAGAGGGGAGGGGAGGGGGUAAAACCUGAGACAUAAGAAAGGAUAGGAACAGGUGGGUGAGGAUUUUGAACUUUAUCCAAAGUGUGGUAUGUGACUGGAGGUCUUUGAGCAGGGGCAUAACAUGACCUGACUCUUGGAAAAUUAUUUUAGGGAUAAGAGUUUUGUUUCGUUUUGUUUUGUUUUGUUUUUGUUUGCGGGAAGGAGGUAGGGGUGGGAGCUGGAAAACCAGAGGAGAGGUGCAGACUCCAAACACUUCUGACCUCCAUCCAAAAAUAUUCGGGAGCACCCACUCCAAUAUAGAUGUACUUCUAGAGUAUCUAACCCACCCUAGUGGAACAUUGAAAAGAAUUUAUGAAAGUGAAAUCACCUAUAUUUUUAAAUAAAUUUUACAAAAUUACAAAUUUAUUUGUACAUUUGCAAAGGUGCAAAAAAACAUUUUGCUCUCGCUAGAAAUAUCAAUGUGAUUGAGUAUGCUUUCUUAUUUACUAAGAUCUUUUUAAAAAUUGAAGAAUAAUUGACAUACAAUAUUGUAUUAGUUUCGGGCAUCCAACGUGGUGAUUCGAUAUAUACGUACAGUAAGAAAUGGCCACACAGUAAGUCUAGUUACCAUCUGUCACCAUACUGAGUUGUUUACAAUUCUUAUUUACUAAAUCUUGAUUUUUGCACUGUAAAACAUUGAUUUGAAAGCAUGGCCCUCAGGGCAGUUUAUUUCAAUUCUGGACCUUGGUAGCUGUCACAAAAAUAUCGGAGCUGGAUGGAAAAAUGGCAUCAUUAGCUAGGCUCCCUGAGCCAUCAUAUUCAUUUUUAAACUCCAUCCACCAGUUAUACAAGGACUUGAUAAAACCCAGCUGCUGUAUUUCUGUCUUCUCUGUUGUCAAUUACUUGGUCUUACAAACCAAUGUGAGGGUGCUACAUGUGUGUGUUUCACAAGUGGGUUCAAAGCCCAAGGAAACUGUACAUUUUAAAACUCUACAAGUUGGGGCACCUGAGUUUAAGUAUCUGCCUUCAGCUCAGGU
This is a messenger RNA of Mustela erminea (ermine), 5102 nucleotides long. RefSeq names its product alkaline phosphatase, intestinal (gene ALPI). The transcript has 13 exons. Gene Ontology annotation, molecular function: alkaline phosphatase activity. NCBI's taxonomy places the organism in Eukaryota, Metazoa, Chordata, Mammalia, Carnivora, Mustelidae. Bases 1561 to 3633 code for a protein of 690 amino acids. Gene Ontology annotation, cellular component: plasma membrane. Gene Ontology annotation, biological process: dephosphorylation. The record is from RefSeq and is a predicted model, not a curated record.